This is a messenger RNA of Phaeodactylum tricornutum CCAP 1055/1, 4596 nucleotides long. RefSeq lists its product with no specific name. Bases 1 to 4524 code for a protein of 1507 amino acids. NCBI's taxonomy places the organism in Eukaryota, Bacillariophyta, Bacillariophyceae, Surirellales, Neidiaceae. The record is from RefSeq and is a predicted model, not a curated record. The transcript has 4 exons. Gene Ontology annotation, biological process: regulation of DNA-templated transcription. Gene Ontology annotation, molecular function: DNA binding; DNA-binding transcription factor activity.
AUGCAAGUUGGAGGCAAACAACUUCCCAGCACGACGAGUGCGGGUAAGCAAUUACCACUGCCCGUUUCGUCGGGGGCGGCGUCGCCGUCUUCGACCGAUCCGGCAGCGGCCGUCGUCCCGUCCAACGAAACGCAAUCCUCCAGUGCGGUGUCUUUUACACCAUCUUGGCGAGCACGCGAUAUGGCGGCGCGUCUGCUGACCUACCGCAAGAGUCUCGUUGAGUCGCACAUGAAUACGACGGACCACGAAAUGCCCAUGUCCACCGACUUUGACGUACGUGCAACGCUGUCCUUCUUACAAGCGCCCAACAACGCUGCCGUGGUCCGACAAGCCUUUGAUCUUGCCGCCACGGCUGUCCUGAACGCCCUCCAAAAACCCAUGGAACCGGAUGAACCCGCAGAGAUUGGCGACAUUGUUGGUUUGCCGAAGGAGUUGCAAGCUCACGAAGCACUCAUUCAAUUACGCCACCAAGCGUUGGAACGGGCACACAACAAUAAGGAAUACGCCAAGCGCAAAAGCAGUGUCAAAAUUGAAAAGAAGGCGAUAGCCUCCGUACCUAAAAGGACCAAGGCAAAAAUUACUCCGACUACUUCUACGGCCCCAGAAGCUGCCGUUGUCGAGACCAAGGCUGUUGACUCGAUACCGUCAAGCACAUUGCCGAAGCAUCCGUUGCCUCAAAAGAGUAAGAUUGAGACCGAAACUAUCGAGGUGCCGGAGCAGACUCCGUCCACAAGCAAUUCACUCCGCAUGUCCACGACAAAACCCGACACAACUACCGUACCGCCGGCGCCCAAAGAGCCCACCACUCCAAAAUUUACCCGCAAUACGCCGGCAUCUUCCGCUGCCGCUUUGGACUUUCGAUUCAAUUCCAGCAGGGCAAUUUUAUGUGCUGCGGGAAACCUUGUCUUUGCCGCCUUGACGCCCGUCCAUGUGAAUGUUGCGAACGACGGUGGCGUUGAUGACGAAUCGUUGGAUAUCGUCAAUGUCCCGCAAAAUCCGAAAAAAGUGUCGGCGGUUGCAGAUGACAGCGAAAACACGACCGCAGCAAAUGUAUCUACAUCAUCAACGGACGUAAACAUGGGAGCCGUUGUUGUUGAAGCUCGGAAGCUAGGCCAGAGGACCAUUUCUGUCGUAGAAAACGCCACCCGGCGGUCGAAACUGCGGUACGAAUACCGGAAGGCCAACGCCCGUCAGGAACAUGAUGUCGACGAAAGCACUGAUACUCAGUAUUUGGUUAUUCCAAAUCCUUUCGAUUGGGACCCCGAAGACGACGGUGGCUGUACAGAUGAAGAAUCGCGUUCCGUAGCCUCCGAAGAUUUGCCCGUUAUUCCCUAUCAACCAAUGAAAGGUGCCUUGACAGAAGAAUGGAACACGGCUUGCUUACCGCGACUUUUGUCGAUCCUCCACCAAGGUGCCGGUCACGCCUUGUACCACGAUGUUAACUGGUCGUCUCGGUAUGGACGAGUUGCCAAUCUGUUACGGACUCUAGCGAAUGAGGACAACAAUUAUGGGCCUCACCUUAUAUUGACAACUGAGCCUGAGGUACGCCGUUUCGCUCAAGAGUUUCAUGACUUGCAUACAAAUAUUCAACUCGUUACUACACCAGAGACUCGAAAGCUACAAGUAUUGGCUUACCAAGGUGGUACUUCUCAGCGCCGUAGUAUGCGCCGGCACUUUUCAAAGGCAUCAGGACUGUCCGGAGCACCUCUCCACGUUUUGGUGGCGUCAUAUGCAGAUUUCUUAGAAGACUUUUUGCAUUUUUGUCAAGUGCCCUUAGAGACUGUGGUUUUGGAUGACGGGGCUUCCUGGAUGGCGGCCGCUCAAGGUGAUCAAAAUUCAGCCUUGGGGCAUGUUUGGACUAGCGGUAUUUUCAGUGCCAAUGAUCAUCAGACGGGGUUGGCCGGAACAGCUUUCCGGGGAUGGGAUUUUCAAGCUGGCGAGUUUUCCGAAGCGGUACUCAAGGACGCAUGGGUCGGCCUAACAUCCCGUCAUAGAAUUUUGGUAGCUGCGAGCCCGUCACCUACCCAGUUGAGCAAGGCCACUUCAGGCGAUGUUAUACCAGUAUCUGGGUUGAUUGACUUUCUGGCACCACACUUUUCAGACGUUGUCCGAGAAGAAUGGGAUAGGAGUCGAAUAACAUCUGAUGCUGCUAGUAUGGAACACUUUCGCAAGCUAGUGGCACGGUCUACAGUUGUACAUCACGCCGGUUCUGCUAUAAAAGAUAUGAAACGCCUGGCGCUGCUGUCCCUGACAGGUGAGUUGCCGCCACCCGAUCGGUCCUAUUUACCCCGAGUCCACGACAUCGUGCAAGAGGAAACGUUUGUGUUGGACAAUAAAAUCGCCUUUUCACGGCGCAGUUCAUUGGUAUGUCUGGGUCCACCCGAAACGUCAUGGUUGCGGUUCGAAUUGGGAAAGGCCAGCUUCCAAAAUAUUUUGGAAGCCAUGAAAGCAUCGAAUCACUAUGGUCACUUUUGUGAAGAAAUUACGACAGCGUCAUCCACAACAUCUUCAGGUGCCAACGGGCAAGUGGCGGGCACCAUGGCGUUUCGACCAGCUGUUUGUUGUGGUCGGCACUUCGGUUCUGAGCAAGGCUUGCGACAGCAUGUGUCUGCCUUGCAUGCUCCACCAGGCACAUGGCUAUGCCGUACAUGUGGAAGUGAUUGCAUAACAAGCCAAGCCAGGACUCAUCACGAACGUUCUUGUGGACAGUCUUCAGCUGGAAGUAGCGGCGAUCAAGCUGGUACGGUCGGAGCAACGCCAACAGUUGGGCAGGGUGGUGUGAAGAGUGGUGUAGGCAAGAAAAAAGCUUCGCGACCAGGUUCUUCUCAGCAAAUCGUAGCGCCCAUGGGUGAAAAGGAUCCUGACGGUUCUCUCCGUGUUCCGGGGUACCGCGGUGUAUGGGUCAGUAAAGAAGGCAAGCAUUUCAUCAAAAUUGAUGGUCAGCGAUUCAAAAGGUCAGAAAACGACAAGGACAUAGAGUUUUUUGACAGCAUCGAUGAUGCAGCUAAGAAGCAUGACGAGGUUAUCCGAAAGGGAAUGAAGUCUCCUAAGGCCGAGUUCAAUUUCAAACCGGAUGGAUCAAAAAUUGUGUACGAAGACAUAACUCCUGCAUCAACGAGUGGGCUUGGAGGCAGCGCUUCGAACGUUGUACCCGCGCUUUCGGUCAUCAACAUAAAGGAUCUCCCUCCUGACGUAAAACCUUUGCUCCGCGAUCCACGGCAAACGUCACGAACUGGAGGAAACUCAAAGCGACACAUCUAUGCCUACCGCGGAGUUUGUAGACAGGCCAGGAAGGGCCAUGAUCGAUGGCAAAGUCAAAUUUCUUUCAUGGGAGUUAAUCAUUAUCUGGGUACAUUUGAUUCGGAAUGGGACGCCGCAGCUAUAUAUGCGUGGGCACAUCUUAUUCUUUAUGGCGAAGAGGCUACAAGGGCAGCCCAAAAGGAGGGCGAAGAGGCCGCGGCUGCCUAUGAGCAGGAGAAGCGGGAUAUUGCCAGCGGUAAGAUUCCCGAACCGACUCCCAAGCCUGAGAAAAAAAAGAAGCCUGUUACUAAAAAACUGAAGACGAAGGAGGAACAGAAGAACAAUGAUGCUACAAAAACGCAGGUCGCAAAUGGCAGAAAGGUAGGAGACGUAUCGAAGAAAGUGCCCGUUGCUGCGCUUUCGCCCGAAAAGGCGAAAAAACAAUCUACAAAAAAGACGUCGGACGCGCCAAAAAAGCGAAAACGAGCAGCCAAGGAAAAGACCGCAGAGAAGAAGUUCAAAGCUUCGCCCAGGUACGAAAAGGAAGCGAUAGGGACCACCGUUGCUAAAGGGGUUAGCAAAGCUCCGAUCCUCUCAUACCGAGAAAUCUAUGCUGGUAUGAAAGAUGCCGAGCUCACUAAGCUCACUGCUCAUAACUUGACCGCAGCCAUUGAUGUAGGCUAUUGGGUCGCUGACACCCAGGUCAGCCAUUCGGCCGUAGACCCGAUUCUGCGACCCUGUAUUCCUGCGUUCUCCACUCUUGGCAUGGCAUGUAUCGGCGGAGCAAUGCUUUAUGGUCUCUCUCCGAGCGUGUUUGAAUGGAAUUUGGAAGCCUUUAUUGAGAACAGCAAACCUGGGUCCGAACAAGACACGAUGACUGCUAUUCAAAUGCUUGCUGUCGAAUACGACGAGGAUGGUGUGAACGAGAAGUUCCGCAGCGCUAUGCAAGGGACUAUGUGUGUUCUCGGUAGCGCAAGCAAGACUACGCAGCGAGCAUACAAGGCACUUGGGUUUGGAGCAGUGCCAUUUGGGGGAAGUGUAGGAAGGCUUGAUUGCCAUGUGGGGGGUAUGCCAGGAUCGUGUACAGAGAAUGCUGCCUGUAUCACUUUUGCAACAAAUAACAAUUCUUCUUUUCAGUUCUCCUGCUUAUCAAACGAAGACAUCGUUACCCAUAAUGGGAAGAGACUUUUGAUUGACAUGGGGUCGCUUCCGCUGCAGCACAACGAUGUCUGUUCGGUGGGCGCUCGAGUUUUUGCCUUUAUCUGUCCUGAUCACAAAGGAUAAUCCUUCGUAGUUGAAAAUAAGCACAGAUUCGAAAGCUCAGAAUGAGUUGUUAAAAAUCGAAGUUAUUCCUUA